This is a messenger RNA of Cyphellophora europaea CBS 101466, 1629 nucleotides long. RefSeq lists its product as uncharacterized. Gene Ontology annotation, biological process: regulation of gene expression. The record is from RefSeq and is a predicted model, not a curated record. Gene Ontology annotation, cellular component: nucleus. NCBI's taxonomy places the organism in Eukaryota, Fungi, Ascomycota, Eurotiomycetes, Chaetothyriales, Cyphellophoraceae. The transcript has 3 exons. Gene Ontology annotation, molecular function: protein binding. The coding region runs from base 1 to 1629 and encodes 542 amino acids.
AUGACAGAUCUCGGAUCACAUCUAGAGCGCUUGGGCCUGGAGCACUACCUCGAUGCCUUCCUGAGCGAGGGAUUUGAGUCGUGGGAUACGGUCCUGGACAUCCAGGAAAGCGACUUCGAAUCUCUGAACAUCAAACUCGGUCAUCGAAGGAAGCUUCAGCGGGCCAUCGCAGAGUAUCGAGGUAUACCCUACGAGCGCUUGUAUGGCGGCGUGGCUUAUGAUGCGGCGCCUGAAAGUGCUCGGCCAGCCGAGGCAUCACAACUUGGCGGUAGUGUCGCUUCGGGUCCCGGAGUCGAGGCCAAGAGGAAGUAUCGUAGACAUCCCAAGGCGGAUGAGAAUGCGCCGGAGCGCCCUCCAUCUGCCUAUGUGAUCUUCUCAAACAAGGUCCGGGAGGAGAUCAAGGACCGAAACCUAUCCUUCACUCAGAUUGCAAAGCUCGUUGGCGACCGAUGGCAGAAACUGGAGGCCAAGGGCAAGGAACCUUACGAGUCUCAGGCCAACGCUGCUAAGGAGCGUUUUAACAUCCAGCUCUCAGCUUACAAAAAGACUGAUGCGUAUAAAGAUUACAUGCAGUACUUGGUCGACUUCAAGGCGAAACAUGGCGCCGGUGGAGCGCCUUCAGAACCGAAGAAACCUAAGCUUGAGACUCAAGAGUCCAGUACGGGGAGCAUGUCGGGCAAGUCAGGCGACGUUAUGGCCGAUGCGCUCCAGACAACGCAUGGCCAUAGACGUGGCGGAUCAACGGGGUCUAUUGGCUCGAUGCCUGUGGCGGUAGCACCCACAUCGCCGGCACGAGCUGCCCAGGGCUAUACGCUCGCUGCUGCAAGUCAGCAAUAUGUUCCAAGCGCAUCGCUUCCCUCGCGCAAUGCACCAGCUGGACGAGGUGGAACGCCUCCGGGCACGGGUCGGGAUCUUCGCUGGCGAGGACCUCCGGGACCCCUGGGCCAAUUGUCCAACCAGAGCUCGGUCUCCGAGGGCUCAUCGGCCGUACGCAGUGAGUCAGACCCAUUGCUGCGGACCGGGUCUCUGUCCUUGGGUACUCCUCCAUCCGCAACGCCACCACUAGCGACGCAAUCUGAUCAAGGAUCUUCGCAUGAUGUGACCCGGCCCCGUUUUCCUGGACCACCUGCAUCGCUACCUAGCUACGGUAGCAGUAACUAUUCAGGGACCAUGCCGUCACCGGCCGCGUCCGAGAGCAGUUGGCGCAGCCGACCGUCUGAUCUGCGGGGCUAUAUGGACAUCAGCCCAGGGUCAAUGCAGCCACCUCCGUAUCAGCCGACGACCCCGGCCGGCACGGCCAUUAGCACGAUCAAGCUACCGCCUCUCACCGGACCUGACCGAUCGGCCGACUUUCAGGGCCGGACAUUACCACUAUCUCGAACCUCGCCUACGCAGCAGUCUGGGUUCCUGCCGACAAGUCGAUAUUCGGAAUCAUCGAGCGGUUUUGGCCUUCCUGCACAGCCGCGCCUCACACGACAAGACUCGGGUCCGGAGCAACCAUUGGAGAGGUCGGAGAACGAUGCAGCCACAACGCUUGCCGGCCUGGCGUCGGUGAGUUCCAGUGACACUACUCCUCGGGGUCCUUCAACGGGCCAACCGCCGGACCAUCGUCAGUGGCCAUUUCGGUGA